This is a messenger RNA of Chelonus insularis, 2130 nucleotides long. RefSeq names its product fushi tarazu (gene ftz). Gene Ontology annotation, biological process: regulation of transcription by RNA polymerase II; anterior/posterior pattern specification. Gene Ontology annotation, cellular component: nucleus. Lineage: Eukaryota; Metazoa; Arthropoda; Insecta; Hymenoptera; Braconidae. Gene Ontology annotation, molecular function: DNA-binding transcription factor activity, RNA polymerase II-specific; RNA polymerase II cis-regulatory region sequence-specific DNA binding. The transcript is spliced from 2 exons. The record is from RefSeq and is a predicted model, not a curated record. The coding region runs from base 341 to 1555 and encodes 404 amino acids.
UUGGGGACCCAUUGGCACGCGUAGCAACCCCUGUCUCACAUUGUAUUCAACUGCAGACUCGUCCCUCCUGGAUUGGCUAACGAAAUCGUCACUGGGUCGCACAAAUCAUUUUGCUUCACUUACCGGUACCCUUCGCAAGGACCCGGCAACAGCUAACGUUUUCAGAAGUGCAGUGACGUGCGACUAGUGAUCACAUUUAAGUGCCAACUAUAUCGUUGACUAUUUUGCUUAAAAAUACGAAUAAUUUAAUAGGAAAAAACAGCUGAAUUGUUGAAAUUGGUGUUCAAGUGUUGUGGCUCUUGUUAUUAAUUGUUGAAAAGUGAUCAAUAAGUGAAUCAUAAUGGCUAGUUCAGUCUAUUAUUCUAACAAUGAAACUGGGUUUUGGCCUUAUCAUCAAUUCAAUGAUGUCUGCAAUACGGAACCAUUUAAUUCUAUAUCAACAUGUCACCAAAUGCGGCAGAAUUAUCCAAUCUAUCAACAAAGUCCUCCAAACUACACUUCAGGUGAGAUUUCUGUGAAUGUGCUCCCACCAACGAGUCUUCUCGAAUCGAUUUUACGUCAUGGAAAGGAUGCCAUCAGUGAAAAAUACGCAAGUUCAGUUAGGAAACCAAGUCCUGGUUUGCCAACAUCUUCAGCUAUUUCUUGUCACACUCCUCCAUACACACCGCCAUCGCCAGAAAGAACGUCUCCACUGAAUCAUUCCUAUGCGUCAUCUUUAUCAUCACAAGGGCAGUACGCGCCAUUACAAAAAUCGUCGGAAGCUGAAGAGGUUAACUAUACACCAUCUUAUGCCAAUUACUCACCUCAGAUGAGAAAUAGUGGCAAUUGUGGAGCUUUGAUGAACACUAAUUCUUCAUCUACUACAACUUGUUUUGAUAAUGUGACUUCUGAGUAUGGAGGUCCUUUUGAUAUCAUGAAUGAUAGUGAUGAAAUGAAGACUGAACCCUUAGAAACUAAAGAAGAGCAGCCACCAGCUCCUGCCAUCGAUUAUCCUUGGAUGAAGUCUAACUAUUCAAACGAUGCUGCAGCUCCUGGACAAAAACGAACAAGACAAACGUAUACACGCUUCCAAACUUUAGAAUUGGAGAAAGAAUUCCAUUUCAACAAAUACUUGACUAGACGGAGAAGGUUAGAGAUAUCUCAGGCACUGACCCUCUCUGAGCGUCAAAUAAAAAUUUGGUUUCAGAACCGGAGGAUGAAGGCAAAAAAGGACAGAAAAAUAACUGGACUAGGUUUAGAAUUUCCUGCCAGAGAUGGAAGACGAUCUCCAAAUCGACGUCAACCGACAAACUAUCCAAUGAUAACACCAUCUCAUUCAACUGCUCCACCACCACUCAAUGAUUUGCCGAUUAAUCCCACGAAUUCCGUAUCACAACCUCCAAUUAUUCAUAACCUUCAUCAGCAGCACCAACAACAGCACUUGCAUGCUUCUUAUCCUAACUAUCAUCAUCCGUAUCAACGAGGACAUCUGUACUCAAAUCAAAAUCAUUUCCAACAACAAAACUUGCCCACCUUAGUGCAACAACUCAACUUAAAUCAAGGUACUGAAUCGUGAACUUAAAAUGCAAAGUGUCCAGCAUAAGAUGGAGCAGAUGGUCAUAAACAACCUUCAUAAUUUAUGACUAAAUUGUUUGAGCGGUCAGGAGCGAACCCACGCCAGGUAUUUCAAGCCCAUUUCUUUUACAUCAGAAUUUUGCACGACAUUAUCGUGAUCGCUUUCUCUGAAUGAAACUACAAAUACGAACAAGGGCUCCGUGCAAGUCAUUUUUAAAAUAUUUUGACCAAAUAAAUUAUUCUUAUAAAUUUAUGAAUGACAAAAAUAAGCUUAAUUUCCGGUAAAUUCUUAACACAGCUACAAAAAUGUAUUACUUUACAUUUGAUUUCUGUUAUUUAAAAUAUUAUUUAUACACUGCAAAUCAUAUUUUUUUUCAAUAACUUAAAAGUAUUUUAGAAUGAUAUCAUCUACUUGAUUAACAUUGAAGUGAAUUUUUAUCAUUUUAAUAAAAUUUAAAAUUUGUAAAAAUUAAUUAAAAUGUUAAUUGAGUGGAUAUUCAUAUUCUAAUACACGUUCAUUCAAAUGAAUUACUAUGAUUUGCGACGUAUCUGUGAAUUAUGAAUGAAAAUUAUUUU